AUGUCCCUUCUGAUCAGGGAACUUGAUGUGAACCCAGAUGCCUGCUUGACGGCUCUGCUGGCUGUCCGCAAGCUCCUAGAGGCCGUCUGUCCCUCCAGCCCUACCUCCUCUGGCCAUGAAUACCCCACUCAGCUGCUUGGCAAGGGCCUUCAGUCAUCCCUGUGCCCACCCUUUCCCUUGGCCUGGGCACUCCUCCUGCCAACUCCACCUCUGAGCUCUCACCCAGAGGGCCGUGCACCCUCCCACUCCCGCUGCCUUGCCUGUCACUCUCUGCACCCAGUGCAAACCUCCUCCAGUGGUCUCCUGGCCCAUCAGCCUGUCAUGGGCUGGAUGCCCAAAUGCAGGGCCAAGCUCAUGCACCUGCUGCUUAUGAGCUUCAGUGGCUGCCUGAUGACCUCAGGGGAUCUGAGCUCCUUGGCACAGCAGCCGAGGUCCCCUAUGCUGGCCUCAGCACACCUGCCCGGCCACGGCAGACAGCAUCCUCAGUCAUGAGAAGUCUGUGCUUCUGGAACCUGGAACAUGCAGGGCUUUGCAGACAGAGCUCCAUGCUACUUCCUCUGCCCUUCUCACUCCCUCCAAAAUCCACACUGCUCCCCCGUCACCACCUGUGCCCUCCUAAUUCCAUCAGCACCCAUGAGCCACUCACCAGCCUUCCUAACUCCAUCAGCCACCUUCCUAAUUCCUUAG
This is a messenger RNA of Nomascus leucogenys (northern white-cheeked gibbon), 687 nucleotides long. RefSeq lists its product as uncharacterized. Lineage: Eukaryota; Metazoa; Chordata; Mammalia; Primates; Hylobatidae. The record is from RefSeq and is a predicted model, not a curated record.